GGUUUCGUUGCCCGAAGCCGGGAGCGCGGAGUCGUUCCCGGGGGAGGCGGCCAGGCUAUGAUCGCGGGUCCCCGGCGGCCCGCUCCGGCCAAAGAGAGUCUCUGUCUCAGCUGGUGCCCGCGCUCGAACGGUCGUCUCAGCCCAACCCCGCGGCGCAGUUGGCGGCGGCGCCCCCGGCGCGCCCCCUCCUCCGAUGGCGGCAGAGAUCCAGCCCAAGCCGCUGACCCGCAAGCCGAUCCUGCUGCAGCGGGUCGAGGGCUCUCAGGAGGUGGUGAACAUGGCCGUGAUCGUGCCCAAGGAGGAGGGUGUCAUCAGCGUCUCGGAGGACAGGACUGUUCGUGUGUGGUUAAAGAGAGACAGUGGACAGUACUGGCCAAGCAUAUACCAUGUGAUGCCUUCUCCAUGUUCAUGCAUGUCUUUUAACCCGGAAACAAGAAGACUGUCCAUAGGUCUAGACAAUGGUACAAUCUCAGAGUUUAUUUUAUCAGAAGAUUAUAACAAGAUGACUCCUGUGAAAAACUAUCAAGCGCAUCAGAGCCGAGUGACGAUGAUCCAGUUUGUCCUGGAGCUGGAGUGGGUGCUGAGCACGGGACAGGACAAGCAGUUUGCCUGGCACUGCUCCGAGAGUGGGCAGCGUCUGGGAGGUUAUCGCACCAGUGCUGUGGCCUCAGGCCUGCAAUUUGAUGUUGAAACCCGGCAUGUGUUCAUUGGUGACCAGUCAGGCCAAGUAACCAUCCUCAAACUGGAGCAAGAAAACUGCACCCUGGUCACAACAUUCAGAGGACACACAGGUGGGGUGACUGCCCUCUGUUGGGACCCUGUCCAGCAGGUGUUGUUCUCAGGGAGCUCCGAUCACUCUGUCAUCAUGUGGAACAUCGGUGGGAGAAAAGGAACAGCCAUUGAGCUCCAAGGACACAAUGACAAAGUCCAGGCCCUGUCCUACGCACAGCACACGCGGCAGCUCAUCUCCUGUGGCGGUGAUGGCGGGAUCGUGGUCUGGAACAUGGACGUGGAGCGGCAGGAGACCCCUGAAUGGUUGGACAGUGAUUCCUGCCAAAAGUGCGAUCAGCCUUUUUUCUGGAACUUCAAGCAAAUGUGGGACAGUAAGAAAAUUGGCCUGAGACAGCACCACUGCCGCAAGUGCGGGAAGGCGGUCUGCGGCAAGUGCAGCUCCAAGCGCUCCCCGAUCCCGCUGAUGGGCUUCGAGUUUGAAGUGAGGGUGUGUGACAGCUGCCACGAGGCCAUCACAGAUGAGGAACGCGCGCCCACCGCAACCUUCCACGACAGUAAACAUAACAUCGUGCACGUGCACUUUGAUGCGACCAGAGGAUGGUUACUGACUUCGGGAACUGACAAGGUUAUUAAGUUGUGGGAUAUGACCCCAGUCGUGUCUUGAUGCCCCUUCCAGGCGCCAGAAAGACAGAAUUUACUCAAGAAACGGUUGUUCUAACCCAAAUCAUGACUGCAGCGGUAGAGCAGAUGUGCGAGUGGCGGGAGAGAAGCCGAAAAGCUGAGCUGAGCUUGCGUGUCGCCUGCACACGUGGUGAGCGGUCUGAGCUCUUGUGAGGGAACUCUUUCAACUUGUUCAUACAAUAUAAAAAGAGGAUAUUUUUUUAACAAAUGGUUUAUACAGUCUG
Messenger RNA from Odocoileus virginianus texanus, 1637 nucleotides. RefSeq names its product WD repeat and FYVE domain containing 2 (gene WDFY2). NCBI's taxonomy places the organism in Eukaryota, Metazoa, Chordata, Mammalia, Artiodactyla, Cervidae. The record is from RefSeq and is a predicted model, not a curated record. Gene Ontology annotation, molecular function: metal ion binding; protein binding. Gene Ontology annotation, cellular component: early endosome. Gene Ontology annotation, biological process: positive regulation of protein phosphorylation; positive regulation of fat cell differentiation.